AAGCUGCGGCCGCUGUGGAAGUCGUACACGCGGCGCACGGACGGCCUGGUGUUCGUGGUGGACGCCGCCGAAACCGAGCGCAUGGAGGAGGCCAAGGUGGAGCUCCACAAGAUCAGCCGCAGCUCGGAGAACCAAGGCGUGCCCGUGCUGAUCCUGGCCAACAAGCAGGACCUGGAAACGGCGCUGCCCGUGGGCCAGGUGGAAAAGCUGCUGGGCGUGCAGGAACUGAGCGCCGGGACUCUGCACCACGUGCACAGUUGCAGCGCCGUGGACGGCCGCGGCGUGCAGCAAGGCUUGGAGAAACUGUACGACAUGAUCCUCAGGAGGAAGAAGAUGGUCAAGCACAGCAGGGGUAGGAGGAGAUGAAGAGUAUGGAGGACGGAUGAGGAAGAACACAACAUUGUCUGGUGGUGGUGGCAAAAUGCAGAGUCCCACCCUGCCUUGUCGAAGAUGAAUUCUAGUAAUAGGGAGCAGGUGCUGCUGCGAACUGUCGAAAAAAACAAAACGGCAACUUUGAAAAUCACACUUUAAAUCAUAGCGAUACCGCAAUCUCAAACUACUUUAAGAUCAAUUAAUUUCAGACACCAUUUGUAACGUUACCCUUCAAAAAAAUAAAU
Hippocampus comes (tiger tail seahorse) is the source of this 617-nucleotide messenger RNA. Its product is annotated as ADP-ribosylation factor-like protein 4D. The transcript has a single exon. The record is from RefSeq and is a predicted model, not a curated record. The annotation marks the transcript as partial. NCBI's taxonomy places the organism in Eukaryota, Metazoa, Chordata, Actinopteri, Syngnathiformes, Syngnathidae. Gene Ontology annotation, molecular function: GTP binding; GTPase activity.